GAACUCAUUUUGCCUUUUUAUUAUGAUUUGCUCCUUUUGUUCUACUGGGCAGCUCUAGCACAGUCCCACCCCUGGCCGGCUACUGACUGAACUGUUCCGUCAGUCUGUUGCAUUUCAGUCCCUCCUGCAAAGUCCUCAUUAUCUCAAUGCACAGCAUCUGAUAACAGACUGACAAACAUGGACCACAAGCUCCUCCUGACACCUUCAGUGCUGCUGGGAUGCUGCUGUUGAUGCUUUUAAGACCAGACUUGCUAUCCAGUGUGAGCAAGAAGGAAAAGGAGCUGCUGUCAUGCCCUUAGCGCUUGCACCGAGUGAGUGACAUUUGCUAGUACUAAGAGAAGCUCACAGUGGGGGAGUAUCCCAGCAGACAAUGGACAGGUUGCACCCCUCUAUGAGGAAACGUUUGUACAGCCUCCCCCAGCACAUCGGAUUCAAAGCCUCAAUAAUGGAUGAAGCGGAAGGUGAAGAAAGAGACACCUGGAGAAAAAGCAUCAAACUCAAGCCAUUGGCAUCGCCUGUCUUUAGAGUCCUUGACCCCCGCCACGGAGCCAAGGAAACCCAUAUAGUUAUGGAAACUGAGGUGGGCAAAGCCCAAAGGACCAGCAGCAAUGGAGAUUGCAGGAGAUUCACUGGCAGCCUUUCUUCUAUCACCAGCUGUGGCCGGCACCUUCAUGAUGCAGAUCCUAGUGAGGGGAGAAGGCUAAUUUCUGAUGGUGACAUUAGUCCCACUGAAGAGUUCUCCCCCACCCUAGAUCCAGCUGUAGGUGAAUCAAAUAUUCAUCUCUCCCAAAACACUCAGACAUCCUCCCAAUGUCAGGGAGCUGAGCAGCUCAGCAAUGCUGGGAAGCUGGACGGAGGAGAGCAGAUUUUGUCUAUUGGGGAAGAUGAUCAGGCUAGCUUUAUGCACAGACAGUUUGGGGCACUACUGCAACCCGGAGUGAACAAAUUCUCCUUGAGGAUGUUUGGCAGUCAGAAGGCAGUUGAAAGGGAACAGGAUCGUGUAAAGUCUGCAGGAUUUUGGAUUAUUCACCCUUACAGUGACUUCAGGUUUUAUUGGGACCUUACCAUGUUAUUGCUUAUGGUGGGAAACCUCAUUAUCAUCCCAGUAGGUAUCACUUUUUUCAAAGAGGAGAAUACACCAGCAUGGAUUGUGUUCAAUGUGGUGUCGGACACAUUUUUCCUUGUGGACCUUGUACUAAAUUUCCGUACAGGAAUUGUGUUGGAAGAUAAUACGGAGAUCAUCUUGGAGCCACAACGUAUCAAAAUUCGUUACUUAAAGAGUUGGUUCCUGGUAGAUUUUGUGUCCUCCAUCCCAGUUGACUAUAUUUUCCUAAUUGUGGAGACAAGAAUUGACUCUGAAGUAUACAAGACUGCAAGGGCCCUGCGCAUUGUCCGCUUUGCUAAGGUUCUCAGCCUUCUACGUCUUCUGAGACUCUCCAGGCUUAUUCGAUACAUUCACCAGUGGGAAGAGAUAUUUCAUAUGACCUAUGAUCUGGCGAGUGCUGUGGUGCGCAUUGUAAACCUGAUUGGCAUGAUGCUCUUGCUGUGCCACUGGGAUGGUUGCUUGCAGUUCCUAGUGCCCAUGCUGCAGGAUUUCCCUGAGGACUGCUGGGUUUCUCUUAACCACAUGCAGAAUGCUUCUUGGGGAAAACAGUACACGUAUGCCCUGUUUAAGGCUAUGAGUCAUAUGCUGUGCAUCGGGUAUGGGCAGCAGGCACCAGUGGGCAUGGGGGAUGUCUGGCUCACUAUGCUCAGCAUGAUUGUUGGCGCUACUUGCUACGCCAUGUUUAUCGGUCAUGCCACAGCCCUGAUCCAAUCACUGGACUCUUCAAGGCGUCAGUACCAAGAGAAGUACAAGCAGGUGGAGCAGUAUAUGUCGUUUCACAAACUCCCUGCUGAUUUGCGUCAGCGAAUCCACGACUUCUAUGAGCAUCGCUACCAAGGCAAGAUGUUUGAUGAAGAGAGCAUUCUGGGAGAGCUGAGUGAGCCGCUUCGAGAGGAAAUUAUCAACUUCAACUGCCGCAAGUUGGUGGCAUCUAUGCCGCUUUUUGCCAAUGCCGACCCCAACUUUGUGACUUCAAUGCUGACAAAACUGCGCUUUGAGGUGUUUCAGCCUGGAGACUACUUAAUCCGAGAAGGAACUGUGGGGAAAAAAAUGUUCUUCAUCCAGCAUGGGGUGGUCGGCAUCCUGAGCAAGGGCAGCAAGGAGACCAAGCUUUCAGAUGGAUCGUACUUUGGAGAGAUCUGCCUCCUGACCCGUGGCAGGCGCACGGCGAGCGUCAGAGCUGACACUUAUUGUCGACUAUAUUCACUGAGUGUCGACCACUUCAACGAGGUUCUUGAAGAGUACCCCAUGAUGAGGCGUGCCUUUGAAAGUGUGGCGCUAGAUCGUUUAGACAGAAUUGGUAAAAAGAACUCAAUUCUUCUGCACAAAGUACAGCAUGACCUACGCUCUGGGGUACUCAACUACCAUGAGAAUGAAAUCAUCCAGCAGAUAGUUCAGCAUGACCGUGAGAUGGCUCAAAGACCCCGCUACAGUCAGACUGAAGGGGACUCUGCUUCAUUACCAGCCACACCAGUUAUCUGGACCCCACUGGUACAGGCACCCUUACGAGCUGCAGCUGCGACCACAUCAGUGGCUAUACCCCUCACCCACCAACGUAUACCAGCUACCAUCUUUCGGCCAGCCCCCAAUACACUAGGUGUAACAGCUCAUGGAUUACGACAAGCUCCAAGAACUGCUCUCCCUACACACCUAAUAGGUAUUGAAGCAGCAGUGUCUCAGUCAUCUUCUUUUCAUGUACACCAGCUGGCAGGGUUCUCAGCAGCAGCCUGUGUGAGUCCUGCUCCACCACCAUCUGUGCCACCUCUUCAGAGACAUACAGCAAAGCACCUGUCUGCAUAUUCCCCACCAUAUGAGCACCUGCAGUUGGUAACUGGUGAAGCCAACUCUUCCAUAUCCCUUUCACCUGAACUGUCACAGUCAGACCAGCAGUUUCAACCUCCCUCAUCUGGACAGUGCCAAUACCCCAUUAGUCAUUCAUUAGAUACCCAUUUACCUGGAGUGUCCGAGCCACAAUGGGUGCUUCCCCCUCCUCCACAUAAAGCAGACUCUCCCGGGAAAGCCACUUCAGUACUCAGUCCUGGACCAGACCGGACCAUUCAAAUAGGUGGUUCUUCACGAUCUCUUCUCCUUCCUGAAACUACUGCACUCUCAAAUCUCCACAACAGUUGUACAGCUCUUCCCCUCAACCGGCUAAGGCAGGAUGGUCGUCCCAUCUCUGUGUCACAGCCCUCUUUGCCUCAAGCACCAGCAUCUGGUUCCCCAAACUAUCCACAGCAAUUUAUUCCUGAUUUUUCUUCAAAUUUAGGACAUGUAACGCUGCCACGAAAAGGUCCCUCAGUGUUAGGUUUGGGCAUACAGAGUAUUUGUGGAGAAGACCUUUCCCAUUCCAAAUUCUUUAGUAACCUAUGACCAUAUUCAUUGUUAAAGAUCUUGUAAUGGGAGACCUGCAGGGCUUUGCUUUAUGAACUCCUUUUCUAGGCAUAUGCAGAUCACUGCUUCUGGGUCAUCAGUAAUACUCAA
Xenopus laevis (African clawed frog) is the source of this 3586-nucleotide messenger RNA. RefSeq names its product potassium/sodium hyperpolarization-activated cyclic nucleotide-gated channel 3-like (gene hcn4.L). The record is from RefSeq and is a predicted model, not a curated record. The coding region runs from base 371 to 3475 and encodes 1034 amino acids. Lineage: Eukaryota; Metazoa; Chordata; Amphibia; Anura; Pipidae. The transcript has 8 exons.